AAUUACAUUAAUCAUGAGCGGAAAGGAAAAUACUGCUCCUGUGAUAGACGAUCAGAAGGCCGAGGUUAUUUCACUUACGGAAGAUAGCAGACCUCAGAGAGUUGACCAGGCAAGGGAAGAAUCAUGCUGGAGUCUUGAUGAUUUUGACGUUGGACGGCCUCUCGGAAAAGGAAAGUUUGGAAACGUUUUCAUCUCUCGUGAAAAAAAGACCAAGCGAAUCAUAGCUUUGAAAGUACUCUUCAAAACACAGUUGCUUCAACUUGGAGUCAGUCAUCAGUUGAAGAGAGAGAUCGAAAUUCAAUAUCAUUUGCGUCAUCCGAAUAUUCUCACUCUUUAUGGAUACUUUCACGAUGACAAGCGUGUGUUCGUCAUUCUCGACUAUGCCAGCAGAGGAGAAUUAUUUAAUGUCCUCCAAUCACAACCUGGACACAAAGUGAAUGAGGUCAUUGCCGGAAGAUUUGUGCGACAGCUGGCCAAUGCGUUGCAUUACUGCCAUUCGAAAGGAGUUAUUCACAGAGACAUUAAGCCUGAAAAUCUUCUUCUUGAUUCGAAGCUCAAUCUGAAGCUUGCCGAUUUCGGAUGGUCCGUCGUUGCUGAUCACUCGAAACGCCAUACAUUGUGCGGUACCAUGGAUUAUCUUGCUCCGGAAAUGGUUUCCAAUCAGCCACAUGACUUUAAUGUUGACAUUUGGGCAAUUGGAAUUCUUCUCUUCGAAAUGCUUGUUGGAUAUGCUCCGUUCGCCAAUCAAACUGGUGAUAAAUUGAUCGCCAGAAUCAAGGAGUGCAAGAUUUAUAUUCCAAGUGUUGUGACUGACGGAGCUGCCAGUUUGAUAAAUGCAAUAAUCAAAAAGGAACCCCAAGAACGUCUCCCACUUGUUGACAUCAUGGCUCAUCCGUGGAUUAAGGAAAUGAAGCAACGCGAAGACAUUGAAGUUCCACUCUUCAUUUCGACGCUCACGAAAUCCAGUCGCAAUAAUUCUACAGCCAAUCAAUAAAAGCUCUGUCUAUUGUCCAUUAAAGUCUCAACCUUUUCUACUUGUCUUUCCAAACAAUUAUCAUCUGCACUUUCCCUUCUUUAGAACCGUAUAUCAUACGGCUACUAACUUCUUAUUUUCGCUAAUCCAUUUAAGCAAUUUAUCCGUUUUCAUCCUUUUGUUUCUUCUCACACUGACAACGAGAAGGAUUUAAAUUUAUCUAAAUCAAUUAUUCUUUAUUUGUGUGUGUGUAAAAUCAUUAGAUUCCCGUGAAAGUACUGUAUCGUGUGUUCCCGUCUGCCCCAUUAAUUUUUUCCCAAAUUUCGCAUCCAAGUGUCUCGAUUAUCACAUAAACGAUGGUGCAC
Molecule: messenger RNA, 1338 nt
Organism: Caenorhabditis elegans
Lineage: Eukaryota; Metazoa; Nematoda; Chromadorea; Rhabditida; Rhabditidae
Gene: air-1
Product: Aurora kinase
Exons: 7
Coding region: 14-994 (326 amino acids)
Cellular component (GO): midbody
Molecular function (GO): ATP binding; kinase activity; transferase activity
Source: RefSeq, marked reviewed